This is a messenger RNA of Mytilus trossulus (common blue mussel), 1612 nucleotides long. RefSeq lists its product as uncharacterized. Bases 30 to 842 code for a protein of 270 amino acids. NCBI's taxonomy places the organism in Eukaryota, Metazoa, Mollusca, Bivalvia, Mytilida, Mytilidae. The transcript is spliced from 2 exons. The record is from RefSeq and is a predicted model, not a curated record.
CUGAACAAAACGACAAGAAAAGCCAGAAAAUGAUUGGUAUACUAUGUAUAGUGAGAGAGUUCGUAGACUUAGUAGGUCUGUGUCCGUAUGGUCCUUCGGUUAGACCAUGUGUUGAGCCAGAGAGGUCGCCCCAGGUUCAAGGUAUGUGUCGUGAUGUUCCUUCCCCUGUGGUAGAGUCUCCUGAGCUGCCAAGGGCUGCUGACCCGGAGCAGUGUUUGGUGGAAGCACCCCGUGUUGCAUUGUUUUCAGCAAUGCCAUUUGAGGUAGAAGUCAUUUCUACUUUGGAUGACACUGUUGAAAACGAUACAGCGGUGUUUGAGGAGGAAGAGGAACAUGAGUUGGUUUUCGACACAGAUGAUGCUGACCUUUUCUCAACCUGGGAUCAGGAGCAGCAGCAGGCUGAUGAGUGGUGGGAUGAUCUGGAAAGGAGGGUUAUUGGUGUUUCAGAGGAGGUGGAGGCCCUAUCCAAGGAUUAUAGUGAGGUAAAACAAAGGUUGGAGAGUGAUGAUGAGACUCUGCAGAUGUUUGGCGCAAACUUGGAAAGUGAGGGUCGAAAUCUGCAGAUGCAGUAUGUAAUCUCCAGGGUUUUACCUUGCUGUGGUCCUUUGGAUUUAGAAGAAGGUGUAAGUGAUGUGGAUGAGCUGUCUCUAGAGGAUGACGAGGUCUUUACUGAUGAGCAGGAUAGAGUUGUGAUUUGGGACGAGGAAGGCAGAGCAGCUAUGAGGAGAGUUUGGUUCAGGAGGCAUUUCAUGAAGAGUCAUUGUCUGAAUGGUUUUUGGAGGACCUUUAGAGGGUACAGUUUGAGGUGUCGGAUGUUUCAGCUUAGUAUUGUGUGUCGUUGAGAAGAGUAGUAGGUUCACAUUGGUAUUUUUGUUAGUUUUGUCCCUUAUGACCAGUUGCCCCCAGAUUACUUGACAAGUAAUGAAUGACUGAUGGUAUUGAUUGAUCGGUUGGUUGAUGUUUUAGUGAUGAUUGUAUCAUGAACACUUCAUUGACGGUUUGGUCUUUUAAUAGGUCAUAACAGGUUUAGGAAUUCUCUGGCAAAAAUGAAAACUAUAAAUAGAUAGAAGUAAACCUGCCCUUAGUCUUACUCCCGAGUCCCCCUUUACCCAAGCACUCUACCCUUACUUUCUUUGUAUAUAUAUGUAUAUAUGUGUAAAUAAAAGCAUGAUUGUUUUAUACAAUUUUUAGUUAAGUCAGAUAUUGUAUGUUACCAAAGGUAGAUGUAUAAUGUUGUUGUAGCAUGUUAUCAUCAUUAGGAUAUCAGAGACCUUCAUAUGUACAGUAAUCAUAGAAAUAGAGUAUUAAUUUUUUACAGCAAAAACAUUUAGAAUCACUAGUGAUUUCGGUGAGAAUUCAGAAUUUCGCCCGAGGUAAAACUUGUAAUUAUCACAUGACAUCAUCAUUCACAGAACUCAACACACUUGACUUUAUCAGUAUUGCACACCUUCAAAUUUGAUAUGGAUCAGAUUUAGAAAAAAAAACAUAGAAGAAAUUUGGUAUAGAUCAUCAACCUUGUCAGUCAACAUUUUUUGGAGUUGUUACCCUUUUAAUGACCUUCUUUUUACCAUAUUUUGGACAUAUACAGUCUAUAGAUAGAAAAAAAUAGAUU